Molecule: messenger RNA, 3803 nt
Organism: Odontomachus brunneus
Lineage: Eukaryota; Metazoa; Arthropoda; Insecta; Hymenoptera; Formicidae
Product: nucleolar protein 14 homolog
Exons: 6
Coding region: 809-3433 (874 amino acids)
Biological process (GO): maturation of SSU-rRNA
Cellular component (GO): small-subunit processome; nucleolus; Noc4p-Nop14p complex
Source: RefSeq, a predicted model, not a curated record
UAUAACUAUAUUUGUUUAAUUUAUAAGAGUUUAUGAUGUGUUAAAAGUAAUAUUUGUUAAAGUGUUGCUUAUAAAUAAUUAUAUAAUUAAAAAUUACAUGAAUUGAAAACUCUAACCUAAUCUCUCACCUAACUUGAAUGUGCACGAGGCAAUGGCUCAAGCUCGCCGGCAUUCUUCUCCUUUCACGUUAUAUAGGCAAGGUUUAUUUGAUGCUGCAAAUGUAAAAAAUAUGUCGUAUGACUUCAUUUAUCAUAACUUCAUUUGAAUAUUUGUAGCUUUUAAUGGAUCCUACAGGUUAUAGAUUGCUAUCCUUGUUUGCUGUGUGUAAAUAUAAUGUAGUGAAUAUUUUAUAUAUAUAUAAAAUAUUGUGUGUGUGUUUAUAUGUGUGUAAUCUUACAAGUAUAAUGCGUUUGAAGAAAAAGUAAUUAUAUAGAAAAAGCUUUUCGACUUUUUUCAUUUUAUAAAAAAAAGUAGAAUUCUAUGUAAUUUUUACAAUAUAACUAUAUAUAAAGGAUCGCAUGUUGUUUUCGGGAUUUAUAACUUUGAGGUAUCGGAAUUAUAUGUUGAAAUAUAUUUGCAAUGAAAACGCGCGGUUUCCGUUAUCUAAUUAAUUUAAAUCGUGAUACUCCUAACCUAACAUAACCCAACCCAACCUGUAUUAACAUGAUAUCAAUAUAUAUUAUCAGAAGUUGUUUAUUUCUAUAAUCAUACAUCAUAUUAUCCUAGGACAUCUUGUUGUGUAAAGUAGUUUUUCUGAAUAAAUAGUUUCUCUAAUAUAAUUAUAUAUAGAUAAAAGCUGUAAUGCAAAAUGGUCAAAGCUAAGAAGAACUUAUCUGAAUUUGCACAGCAAAAGCGUGCAUGGAAGGAUAAAAAACAGUUGAAUCCAUUUGAAAUACAUAUUAAUAGAGAAAAACAGAAGGUACUUGGCCGAAAGAACAAAAAUGAUCGUGGGCUUCCAGGCAUUUCAAGGGCAAAGGCUAUCAACAAACGUAAACAGAGUCUUCUUCAGGAGUAUAAGAUGCAAAAUAAGGACAAUGUUUUCUUAGACAAACGUAUAGGUGAAAGAGAUUCUGCUAUGAGUGUGGAAGACAAAGCAAUGGCAAGAUUUGCCAGACAACUCAAAAAAAUGCAUAAGAAAAAUAUGUAUAAUUUAAAUGACGAUGAGAUACUAACCCACAGAGGCCACACACUUGAAGAGAUUGAGAAAUUUGACGAUCCCAGAAGCGAAGAUGAGUUUAGCGAUGAGGAGAAUAGUGGCAAGUUGGAUAAAAACUUUGUAGAUGGAGCUCAUUUUGGAGGAGGGCUACUGUCGAAACCAGAAACCACUUCAUCUAGGAAAGAUCUGAUCGACCAGCUUAUUGCAGAAUCAAAGAAACGUAAGGCUGAAAAGCAGAAAAUACGUGAACAAACGAUAGAUCUAACAGAGAAACUCGACUCCGAGUGGAGAGACCUUUUACCUCUCAUGUCUGCCUCGAAGAAGACCGACGAGGACGCGACUGAAACGACAAAAGCUGAUGCUUACGACAUAACUGUGCGGAAAUUGAAAUUCGAAGUUAGGGGUAAUCCAUCGGAUAAAUUAAAGUCGGAGGAAGAGAUCAUUCAGGAAGAAAAAGAGAGAUUAGAGGCACUUGAAGCAGACAGAUUAGCAAGAAUGAAGGGAUGUAUGUCUGAGACAAAUAAUAAAUCUAAGCAUAGAUCUGCCGAUGAUCUCGACGAUGGAUAUUUAAUAGAGACUAUUGCUGAAGAUACUGACGACAAAAUUGACGAUAACACAAUGACCAAUAAUAGCAAAGAUAGCGAUAGCCAUCAAGACGAAAUAUCUUCAAACUCGUCCAAUGCUGAAGAUAGAUCUGAUCCAGAAUCGAAUAGCGAAAAUAUAGGAGACGAAGAUUCUGAAGAUAAUUUCUCAGAUCUGGAAGAGUCUGAAUCGUCUAGCGAGGAUGAAAACAAAGCAGUUAAAAAGCAUGUUAUGUUUUCAAAUGGCCUCACGGAAGAAACCAAGCAGACGAAACAGCAUGAAGUGAUUUACCCGAAGCCAAUAUUGAAACAGAAUAAAACGGACAUACAGAAUUCAUCGAGCAAAGAUAAACAACAGGAGAUUAUAAAUGAUCUUUUAAAACGAAAGGAAGUUAUGGAGAAGACGCGAGAAGAACUUCCUUACGCGUACAGUGUUCCAGAGAGCUUCGAGGAAUUAAAAGAAUUGUUAGAGACUCAAACUUCGGAGUAUCAAUCGAUCAUCGUAGAUCGUAUUCUAAAGUGCAAUCAUUGGACGUUAGAAACAAAAAACAAAGAAAAAUUAUCAAAAUUAUUUGUGUAUUUAUUACAAUAUAUUCAUGAUUGUGCUUCUCCAGAUAAUGCUGACGAUCUGGUCAGGUGUUUCCAAAUUUUUGACAGAUUGUGUCCUUAUCUUUACGAUCUAACACAUAUGAACCCUGAAAAUGCCAAAAUUUGCAUUCAGGAUAUAAUCAGGGAAAAACAUGAUGAAUUUGAAGCAAAUAAACGGAAAUAUCCUGACAUGGAUACGCUUAUAUUCUUUAAACUGGUAUCCUUACUGUUUCCAACGUCUGACUUUAGACAUCCUGUUGUUACUCCCUGUUUGGUAUUUAUGUCACAAAUAUUACUCAGAAGCCGUAUUAAAACUCGAAGUGAUGUCGCAAGAGGUCUUUUUAUAUGCACACUGAUCUUGGAGUAUGCAGCAUUUAGCAAACGAUUUCUACCAUCCGCCAUAAACUUUUUACGAGGGAUUGUAUACACAGCCACAUCCGAUAUAUCAGUACAGAAAAUGAAAAUUAUACCGCCUUUUAAAGCAGGACGUAAUUUUCUAGUACUUGAUGAAAAAUUGACUGACAUGGACAUUGAUCCAAAUGGUGCACAUAUGAUGGCAAGUGAUUUAAUACUUGAAGAAAUGGACAAUGGGUUCAAAAUAAGAGCUCUACUCACCGCUGUAAAUCUGAUAAAAGAAUUUAAAAACCAAUUACAAGAAUUAGAAGCAGUAUAUUCGAUAUUUGAACCAAUACAUCAAUUAUUGAAAGUUAAUAAGUUCAAAACCUAUCCAUUAAAUCUGAAAAAGCACAUAAAAACGCUUCGUAAGGAAAUUGAAGUUUUACAAAACGCAAAGUUGAAGUAUAUAGUACUUGAAAAGAAACUGCCAAAACCUUUAAGGCAAUAUGAACCAAAGAUAAUGACAGUAUAUGAUUGUAAACAACAUAGGCCCAUGUCCAAGGAGAAGGCAGAAAGAGAAAAGCUAUUGCAUAAAUAUAAGAAGGAAAUGAAGGGUGCCAUGCGCGAGAUCAGAAGAGACAAUUCCUUCUUGGCUAAAGUGCGGAUUUCGCAACAAAUUAAGAGCAACGCUGAAUCUAAGCGUAAAGUCAAAGAAAUUUUCGGUGAGAUUGCGAUGCAACAGAGCGAACUAAAGAAGAUGAGGAAGAAAUAGUGAAGAAUGAAGAAAUGUACAAUUAUAGAAUUGCAGUAUAAACAUCAUUCUUCUCUUCCUUUUUUUUUAAAUAGUACUCUAGAAAAAGAGAGAACUGUAUUUUUGUUUAUUUUUCAAAUUCAUCAUGCUUUUAUAUACAAAUUUUACAAAUCCAUUUUCUGGAUUCAUAUGUGCUAGAUUAUAUAAAAAUAAAGACACAAUCUAGAAAAAAAAAUUAAAGGUAUAAUUAUUACACUGAUAUAUUUGUAACAUAUUUUACAGAUAUUUAUACCAACUAGUGUAAUGCGCACAGUAUGUAUAUUAUGUAUAUAUAUUAUGUAUGUAAAUAUGUAAUAUAGUAAUUUUAAAAUACAUUUUUAAGUAUACAUAA